This is a messenger RNA of Lolium perenne, 1387 nucleotides long. RefSeq names its product transcription factor BC1. Gene Ontology annotation, cellular component: nucleus. Lineage: Eukaryota; Viridiplantae; Streptophyta; Magnoliopsida; Poales; Poaceae. Gene Ontology annotation, molecular function: DNA-binding transcription factor activity; protein dimerization activity. Gene Ontology annotation, biological process: regulation of DNA-templated transcription. The record is from RefSeq and is a predicted model, not a curated record.
CACUUCUUGCACAUAUAAACUACUACUGUUGCAAGGUAGCUAGCUAGAUUAGCUGGUGCGCCGCCAUGGAAGGCUUCUCAACCCAACAGCACUCCUACUGCCACCCUCAUGAGCCUCUCUUAGCAGGCUUCCCUGCUUGCUGCAACCUUGAGGCAGAAGCAGCCAUGGCCUAUGAGUCCAGCACCAGCUCACCUCCAUUGUCAAUGGUGAUGCAACAGCUACAGGGGAGCUUCCCUCCCUCCUUUGGAGCUGAAGCUGCUGCUGGUGGUGGUGACAACGGAAGAAGGAUGGCUUCUAUUGAAGCUUCACUGGGCUCAGCUCAGGAAAUGGAUGUAAGUGGGGGCAAGAUGAUUAGUAGAAAGAACAAGAGAAGCAAUGCCAAUGUGGCUGGUGUGAAGGGGGAAAGGGCAGGCAGGGGGCUUGGUGGUGUAGGUGAUGUGGAUGAUGCCAAGGUGGAGGAGGAGGCAGCUGGGUACGUGCAUGUGAGGGCUAGGAGGGGCCAAGCCACAGACAGACACAGCGUUGCAGAGAGGUUGAGAAGGGAGAGGAUUGGUGAGAAGAUGAAGAUGCUACAGAGCCUGGUUCCUGGUUGUGACAAGCUUACAGGGAAAGUUCUGCUGGAUGAGAUCAUCAACUACGUGCAGUCGCUGCAGAGCCAAGUUGAGUUUCUGUCGAUGAGGCUCGCCAAUCUGAACCCAACGAUGGUGUAUGAGCUCGGACUGGACAUCCGCAGCGUGUGCCACCCAGAUUCUCCGCAGGUGGAAAAAACGGCCGAGAUGCCCCCACAUGAGCUUGUGCAGUGGAUGGGCCAAACCACUGGCACUGCUUCACUUGCUGAGGUUCAAGGAGCACCCACAGGAGCAACAGGGUUCGUUCAGGAUGGCAGCAGCAACCGUGUGAUGCAGCAGGUGCAAAGGCUGCAGGAAGAGGAGUUGAAUAACUGCCUGAACUUCUUUCAGCACUGUAACUAGAACAAGCCCUCAUUUGCAUCGACGUGUGUACAGAGGUGUCAAUUAGCAUGCAUUAAUUGGUACUGGUAUUAUCUAAGAGAUGGCAUCAACAAGUGAGGUGAGAAGUGACCCAAGGUUGAGCAAGAAGAUGCUGAGCCGAGGCUGGAUCAGAAUCCAACAGAAGAAGAUCUCUUCUUGGUCAUCGGUCCAUCUGUACCGUCUACAUCAACCCCAAACAGAGCCACUACCAGCGCCAUUAUUGUUUUGCCCAGGUUGCGGCAUGGCAAUGGCCUAGGAGAUAGUGAGGAUCAGGUACAGUGGUAAGACGAGGACAUGUACUGUGCCCCUUUCUGCUUAAAAUGCAAAUGUAUCAGCAACAGCUCCUCCCAGAUCCUAUGUAUGCAUCUGUGGUCGAUAUGAAUGUGUCAUUCCUGGCU